GUUGAGGACAGAGAGAGCUCUCUAAACCACUCACGCCCAAAGGGCUGGUGGGAUUUCGUCGUGAAGGAGCUGACAAGCAUCACUGAGGCCAGCACCACCGACGCCGGCACCCAAGACAUUCUUUAUGUCAGCAUCAUCGACGCUAUCAACCUCGACCGCAUCGAGGGUGCUCACGGCAACAUUGCCGCAAGCAUCAACGCCACCACCCGAGCCUGCACGGACGCUUGCCCAGGCAGUUGCCUCUGCCAGCAACCACCAGGCAUGAGUCUGGAGUCUGGGAGCAGUGCUUGGAUUUCCGGCCACCCUUGCGGGACACGAUGUUCGUAUCUCUCAGCUUCACUAGGAUCAGGGCCCUCAGGAACUGUGGAAGCGUUGACGGGGAAGACCAUCGUUCUCAACGUGGCGGCCAGCUACACGAUCGAGCACGUCAAAUGGAGCAUCCAGGACUCUCAGGAAGCGCCCGGCUUCCAGCAGUAAGCAGCUAGAGGCUAGAGGACAGUUGCACGUUCACGGACUACAAUAUCUAGAAGCAUGCCACGACGCAUGUCGUACUCUGCCUACGUGGUAGAGGCCGGGGGCAGAUGCCCAUCUUGCAACCUGGAACGGGAACUGCAGACCCCAGCAUUGCCACCACCUGGACAUGCAGAAGGCGCUGGACCUGGAGGGAACGCCACCGCGCCGCUAGCACCAGCUGGUCGUCGACUUCAUGUCCGUUUUUUACACGGCCUACGUCACCAUCCGGGAGUACGUGCGGGACAAUGGUGACCUGAUGACGAUCGAAGAGCUGGGCCCUUUGGCAGAGGGCUUCGUGACGCUGGCCCAGAAGAUGCUCGGGUCGGACGUCAAGGUGCAGGAGAAGGUGGUCUUCUACGCGCAGCAGGACCUGCUGAGGACAGGUGCUGGCUACGAGAUGAAUACCGCCGACACAACUGCGGACAUAAUCCAAUCGGUUGGUCUCCGGGAGUGCCUCACGAACAUCGGCUACGCCGCCCAGGAGCACCCUGGGGUGCGGUUCAACGUGAUGGCCAUUGCGUCCCUCGCGAAGGCCAUGGCCGAGGCCAACAUCGUGAACAAAGCGCUCUCCACGAAGGUGGCCAAGGCUGUGAUCGCCGAUGCAGACAAGCUGAGGCCCCCAGACAUUGGCAAGCUGUUCGUCGCCCUUCACGAGAAGAAGUGGUUCACGGACCCCAUGGCCGAGGGAUAUUUGACAGAGUCCUUGGUCGCCCAGAUCCAGAACCUGAAGAAGCAGGACCAGGGCCUUGAUCAGAUCGUCCAGCAGUCCGUCAAGGAGCAGGAAGCAGCGGCCGCGGCCUGAGCGCGGGCGGUAUCUCCGCUGCGGCGCCCGCAGCCUCCAG
Messenger RNA from Prorocentrum cordatum, 1355 nucleotides. The record is from the annotation of a GenBank genome assembly. NCBI's taxonomy places the organism in Eukaryota, Dinophyceae, Prorocentrales, Prorocentraceae.